GCGCCGCGGGCGGAGGGACGCGCGGAGAUGACGCAAGCAGCACCGGAAGCCGCUCCCGGGUUAGGUUGCGGACGGAGAGCGGCGGCCGCGGGUCCAGGCGCCAUGGCUGUGGAGCGGACCCGGCCGCUGCGAGGCUCUGGCGGCCCGAGCGCGCCUGGUCGGUGUGGGCCCCGCGCGAGGUCCCGGGCCCUGGGGCGCUCGCUCAGGUCAGUGCCGCGCGGAACACGCUCCCGGAGCCGGGGACCUGGGAGCGACGGACGGGUGGAAGGGCUCUGGAGUUGAUGUUAGACUUGAGAAAAUUGAGCCUCGGAGUUACUGCCUCGGUUUCCUUAGCUGCGAAAUGCGUUAGCAGUGACGUUCCAGGGCUGCCCUGAGGUUGAAAGAUGAAGUGUCGAGAGGUGUAUGAAGUGCAAGCGCUGUACUAACGUGAGGGACUGCGCCAUAGUUGUGGGUAUGCCAUGGAAACAGGUAAAUUUUUCCAUAACCUUAUGGAGAGAAAGGACUUUGAGACAUGGCUUGAUAACAUUUCUGUUACAUUUCUUUCUCUGACGGACUUGCAGAAAAAUGAAACUCUGGAUCACCUGAUUAGUCUGAGUGGGGCAGUCCAGCUCAGGCACCUCUCUAAUAACCUGGAGACUCUCCUCAAGCGGGACUUCCUCAAACUCCUGCCCUUGGAGCUCAGUUUUUAUUUGUUAAAAUGGCUCGAUCCUCAGACUUUACUCACAUGCUGCCUCGUCUCUAAACAGUGGAAUAAGGUGAUAAGUGCCUGUACAGAGGUGUGGCAGAUUGCAUGUAAAAAUUUGGGCUGGCAGAUAGAUGAUUCUGUUCAGGACGCUUUGCACUGGAAGAAGGUUUAUUUGAAGGCUAUUUUGAGAAUGAAGCAACUGGAGGACCAUGAAGCCUUUGAAACCUCAUCAUUAAUUGGACACAGUGCCAGAGUGUAUGCACUUUACUACAAAGAUGGACUUCUAUGUACAGGGUCAGAUGACUUGUCUGCAAAACUGUGGGAUGUGAGUACAGGGCAGUGCGUUUAUGGCAUACAGACCCAUACUUGUGCAGCGGUGAAGUUUGAUGAGCAGAAACUUGUGACAGGCUCUUUUGACAACACUGUGGCCUGCUGGGAAUGGAGUUCCGGAGCCAGGACCCAGCACUUUCGGGGGCACACAGGGGCUGUAUUUAGUGUCGACUACAAUGAUGAACUUGAUAUCUUGGUGAGUGGCUCUGCAGACUUCACUGUGAAAGUAUGGGCUUUAUCUGCUGGGACGUGCCUGAACACACUCACCGGGCACACAGAAUGGGUUACCAAGGUGGUUUUGCAGAAGUGCAAAGUUAAGUCUCUCUUGCACAGCCCUGGAGACUACAUCCUCUUAAGUGCAGACAAAUAUGAGAUCAAGAUUUGGCCAAUUGGGAGAGAAAUCAACUGCAAGUGCUUAAAGACACUGUCUGUCUCUGAGGAUAGAAGUAUCUGCCUGCAGCCAAGACUUCAUUUUGAUGGCAAAUACAUCGUCUGUAGUUCAGCACUGGGCCUCUACCAAUGGGACUUUGCCAGUUAUGAUAUUCUCAGGUAAUGUUUCCACCUAGCGUGGUUAGGAAAUUUGCCUCAAGUCGCACAACCAGGAUGUGAAGCAACAGCUCUUUCUGACUCCAAAGUCCAGACUUUUCCCCUUGCACCACAUGCCUCUCCUGCACCAGUCACCUUGAGUCGCAGAUGCUGCCGUUCACUGUCUUCCCUGUUGCCCGAGGCAGGUGAUGGCUCUGAUUUCAGGACUGUGACCCUCUGCCCAGGAGAGGCUCUGCUCCCCAGAGCCUGAUCCUAAAAAUUCAGCAGGAGUGGAUUGUUCCAUUUGCAGGGACCCAGCCUGGAAAGUAAAAGCAGUAUGUUUGUCCUCUCCCUGCUGAAGGGGCAGGCUGCUCCCUGUCCUAGAAGGCGAUACAGGGGCAGGCUGUGCCUCCUUGAGGACUUGCAGAUGUUUCCUGAGGCCAUGAGAGCAUUUCUGCUUCUUGCCAGUUCAUGAGAGCUGCCGGGAAAGCCGGCUUCGUGGCCCUGCUCUUGUAAAUGUCAACAAGCCACUCUAGCCAGCAAUCUGGAAAUUACCCUGAAAUAUGAAGGUUAGGAGAGGCCCACGGAGGAUGGAGGCCCCAUCACCAGUUUGUUGGAUUCUUGCCAAAGCCCAGCAGAGGCUUCACUAUAGAGGCAGCAAGACCUGGUGGUUGAGACAUGCAGCUUUGCAGUCAGUUUUAGCUUUGAAAACCACCUUUGCCGCCUAUGAAGUCUGUGACCGUGGGGCAAGUUUCUCCAUCUUCCUAAACCUGAAUUACUUCAUUUUUUUUUUUUUUAACAGAGAGUAAUUGUCUCCUUUUCAGAGUUCUAGAUAUAAAAGAUAUAAUGUAUAUAAAACCCUGACCACCAAGCCUAGCACAGUGCCCACAUACAACAGUGACACCAAUGAUGAAGACAACAAUAAUUAUUAAACUAUCCCUAGCAGAUUUUUGCUGUUUGCAACUAAGAACCCUGACAUACAGUUAAUGCCAUUGGUUGGGGGAGCAGAGCAGUCUUCUAGAAAGACAGGUCACUUGGGCCAGAUGGAUGGUUUCCCCUGGUCCAGGACAAGUGCUGUCUGAGAAAGUGACCCCUUGCACCGCUUCUCUCUACCCUGACCCUGGGGCAUGCCAUCCUUAGGGUGUGUGCAUGUGCUGUUCUCCUCUGGGUCUCAAUUCCUGGAGUAACCUUGGGAACGGAGAGGCCUGAUUAAGACACUGUGGUCACUCUUCUGAAUCCCAGGAAACACAUAAUCAUUUCUCUGUCCCAACCACCAACACAAGAUUGUGUUAUUAUUCUUUUUUUUAAUUUUUAUUGAUUUCAGAGAAGAAGGGAGAGGGAGAGAGAAAUAGAAACAUCAAUGAUGAGAUAGAAUCAUUGAUCAGCACCUCUUGCAUACCCCCCACUGGGGAUUGAGCCUGCAACCCCUGGGCAUGUGCCCUGGCCGGGAAUCGAACCGUGACCUCCUGGUUCACAGGUCGAGGCUCAACCACUGAGCUAUGCCGGCUGGGCAGGACUGUGUUGUUUUUUGAAGAAAGUGCAUAAUUGGAUAUUGAACAAUAUUUAAAAGUUAGAGAGCAUUUCGUAAGGAUGAUUUUAUUUAUAUUACCUGGGCACACAAAUAUCCACAAAAAGAUGGGCUUUAUAAAAAUCUUAUUCGAAUCGCUCUUUCUUUUUAAAUUUUAUUUUGUUGUUGACAGUAUUACUGAUGUCUCCCAUUCCCCCCCCCCCCCACUUUACCCUCCUCAAUCCAUCCCCUACCUACCCCUCCCCCCCUCAGGUCUUCCCUACCCUAUUACCUGUGCCCAUGGGCUAUGCAUAUAAGUAUGUAAGUUCUUUGGUUUAUCUCUCCUUGCUCUCCCACCCCCACAUGGAGGUAUGUCAGUCCGUUCCAUGCCUCCAUGCUUCAGGUCUUAUUUUGUUGGCCAAUUCAUUUUGUUCAUUAGUUUCCACAUAUAAGUGAGAUCAUGUGAUAUUUGUCUUUCUCAGAUUGGCUUAUUUCGCUUAGCAUAAUAGUCUCCAGGCCCAGCCAUUGCUGUUCCAAAGGGUAAGAGAUCCCUGUUUUUUGCAGCUGCAUAGUAUUUCAUUGUGUAUUGAGUCUUUGUGGAGCUCUUCCAGUUUUCAUGUAGAGGACUCCAGGAAAGAAGCAGAUAGCCUUGUGCAGUUUUGGUUUCUAAUAUUUUCACUGGUCAUUCUUUCAUAUAGACUUUUCCAUGUCUUGACUAGUUUUAUAUUUGUCAUUAAAAAUGUAUUGAUUGAUUAGAGAGAGAGAGAGAGAGAAACAUUGAUUUGUUGUUCCACUUAUUUGUGCAUUCAUUGGUUGCUUCUUGUCUAUGGCCGGGGAUUGAACCCACAGCCUUGGCGUGUUGGGAUGAUGCUCCAUUGUCAUUUUUAAGCUUGUCAUAGUAUUCCUUCAAGUGAAUGGGGCAGGGUUUGCCCCUCCACCUGUCAUUUGGCACUUGGGUAGUUCCAAUUUUCUGCUAUUUUAUAUCUCUAGAAAUAUUUCUUUAGAACAAAUUCCUAGAAGCAGAGUGAGGAGUCAACAGGUAGGAAUAGAGUUCCUUGGCCCUGUUAUUUAAGGUUAGAUCAUCCUCAAGAAAGAUAAAACCAACUCACACGUGUUCUCUCCUGUUCUGAAAUGGAAAAGGAAUACGGAAGCAGUGCCAAUGAGAUGACAACACAAUUUGCUGAGCCAGGCAGAAUUUUCUGGAAGGGGGUGGAAGGGCUGGGCUUCUCUGUGAGAAUGCCCUCAACUGCAAUCCCAGUGCUCUGUCAGCUUGUUCAGGGCCACCCCACCCCUGCCUCGAGCGCCUCUGCAGGAAUUGUAUCUUGGCAGUCAGCAUAGAAUGGGUGUUCUCUAGAAUCUCCCACAAAUUCUCAAGAGUCAAGUGCCUAUGGUGGGUGGGAGUAAAUGUUAUACCUGAACCAGGUAAGAAAGCCUGGUGGAGGGAGCCCUACAUUGACCCUGGAUUUAGAAGACCUGGAUCCAGGCAAGGCCCUGCCAUCAUGCGGAUGACUCAUCAGGCCCUCCCUGUCACACUCACAGGGAUGGCACAUUACUGACAUUUCACAAUUCUAGAUGCAUUCCUUUGACCUGGGUCAUUGACUCAAUACCAUACAGGCCACCAGGGACAUGGUCCGCUCAUACCCAGGGUGAACAGGCCUGUGUGGGGAAGGAGGUGAAGGGCCCCAUGAAGACUCUGAAAGCAGGGAAGGAGCCCCAAGAAGCAGAUGCAGCUCAGUCUAGCCUUUCACAAAAACUCAACACCUAGGCUUCCUUCUCUAGUCGCCUCAGACCUGGGGGCUCUCCUGGAAGUGCACAGAGCCGUCCUGAGGCUGUUUGGCCUGGACAGAAACCUGGGAUGGAUGUUUCCUGUCAGCUUUGAGAAUUGACCACAAAUUCCCAUGGAGUUGCCCAGUGACUCCACCCAAGCCACCUUGUGUGUGAGUGCCUGGCCUGCGUAGCUCACAUCACACAUGACGCCGUGACUCCUGUUCUGUGUGGCUCUCCUGUCCUACAGUGGACUCAGCACCAUGAUUCAGUCUUUAGCCAAACCCAGUGCGGCUCAGACCACCGUCUCCGCACAGAUUCUGUCCCCUUCUCCUCUUCCCCUCAUUCCCUAUCUUCUACCCAUCCUGCCUUUUCUCUUUCUCAAACACACUAAGCUGGUUCCUGUGUGAGAGACUCGCCAUGUGUGAGUCCCUCUCCUUGGAUCUUCCCAUGCUAUCCCCUGGUUCUCAUUCAGGCCUCAGUUUGAUGGGCACCUUUUCCUAAGAGGUCAUUCUACUGAGUCAUUUUCUAUCCCCUUAACAGCCUGUGUUUUCUUCUUAGCACUGUCAUUUCCAAAGAUGAUCUUAUUUCCCCAGAUAUUGUCUGACUCCUUAGUUAGAACCUAAGUUCCAUGAGGACAAGGGCUGUUCUGUUCUCUGCUCAGAGCUGAGAAAGACAGCAGCAUCUGCAGGGGACCCAUCCAGGAAUCCCAGGCAGAGUGGCCCUCUCUGGUCUUCAUUCAGCUCCUCAGUGGAAUGUGCAUAUGGGCUUGGCAGCAGAGGGAGCCCUGGCUGGGCUGCAUGCAGAUUGGGGUUCCUGCCCAACUCAGCAGUUGUACCUGUGUUGUAACCUGGACCACCUCCUACCCAAGUCUGUGGAUGGAGCAGGCUGGGCCCAGUGGGCAGAAGCUCAUAGGGAAAGUCUUUACUUUGAUUUGAAGAGCACUUUUGAACAGAGCUGACGGGAGACAGAAGCGUAGUGCUGCUGUUCGCCUGCGGCAGCUCCACGCCUUGUCCAUCCACCCCUCCGUGGCUUGCUGCCCUCUGCCUCCAGGGGGCCUGCCCACCAACCCACUGGCUCACUGAGCUCACUGGCUCCUGAACCUAUUUUCCAGCACAGAUGCUGGGGAACUAGAUCAGAUGAUCUGUGUGGGCCAGUUCAUCUCCAGUUUCAGGGGCUUGGCCCAGAGCAGUUCAUUUCUAAUCUGCAGCCUGCGGACAGCAGGGCCUCCAGGGCAUAGAGGGUGACAGAUUGGGCUAAGAUGCCAAUGGCAUGCCAGAGUUAAAGCUCAGUGACUCACAGGCCAGUACACCGGUUAGUGACCACAUCUGACCCACGUGCUCUUUGCUUUGAACUGAAAGCUGGCUGUCUGAAUCAGGAAUGCAGCACCUAGGAGAAAUAUGAGCUUCAGCCUGCAUCUGCUGCCGGGUUACUGUGUGGGCUUGACUAAGUCCUUUCCUUCUCAGAGCCUUAUGUUUUUUUGUUUUGUUUUGUUUUUUAAUCCCCACCUGAGGACAUGCUAAGAGAGAGGAUGGCAGAGGGAGAGAGAAGAGAGAGAGACAGAAGGAACUGAUGUGAGAGAGAAACAGCAAUCGGUUGCCUCCCAUACGUGCCCAGACCCAGAUCAAACCUGAAACCUGGGUACGUGCCCUGACUGGGAAUUGAAACUGCAACCGUUCAGUGUACAGGAUGACACUCCAACCAACUGAGCUGCACUGGCCAAGGCUUAAGGGCCUCUCUUCUAACCUUAACGUUCUAGGAUUCUACCAGUGAACCUUAGACGUGAAAAUCCUAGUGCUCGUGCCCAAGCUCCAAUUCUUCAGCAGGUCAUUCUUCUUAGUUGACAGCCCAGCAAGGAACCAAGACCCCUCACCCCCAUCAGCAGCCCAAGUCUUCUAGAGUAUCUGUUUAUUCACAGCUCUGGCUGGGCAGGUGACAUCAGUUUGUGACCUGUCCGUGAACAGAGCUUGAGAUGUCCAUCAUGAGAGAGGUGAGCUGAAUCUAGUCCAGAGUCACCUGGAGGCAGUCCCACCAGCAUCCAGACUGGUCUGCUCAUCCUGAGGGCAGGAGAGGGACUUUGUGCCUCUGACUUUGACCAUGUGGGCACCCCAUGGGCAGCAAGCAUCUUGGCCAAGACCUCCCUGGAUGUGGCAGCCCUGGGCAGACCUCCCUGCGAUGAAAAGGAGCCUCUCCAUGAUGCCCUGUGAUAAUUGCAUGAUGUUUAUAGUUCCAUGCUGCUUUCCUGAAACCCAUCUGAAUUAACCUGAGGCACGACCACACAGGGAGAACAGGGAAACCUAAGACUGAGUUCCUGGGGCCAUGCUCUGUCCCGAGCCAGCUUUUUCUUUCACCCUGUAGGAUUCCUAUAGGAAUGAGAGACUCAAAAAGUCCAAUAGCUGAAUAAACCUUUCCCAAGCAUCGUCUCUGUGCUAACUCCAGGCUGGGAAUCAGGAAUUAAAAGUGAAUCAUUAGCUUCUUAAUGCUCUGUGCAAUAUAUAUAUCUACCUACACAAACACACAGUAUAGAGUCUCAGGAGAAUAGGCUUUUCAUGAAACAAAUCUUGUAGAUACCACUGUAAGGAUGGAUACACUGGCUUUAAGGGAAUAUACUUGUCUUGUUUAAAAAAUAAAGAAGUAAAUACUAAAAGUAAAAAAAAGAAUCAGACAUGGUUCCUGUUCUCAGAGAGUUUGCAUAAAUCUUUUUUACCCUCUGAGCCCUAGUUCUGCAAAAUGGAGUUAAUGUUCCCUGCCUAGGGUUGUUAGAUGGAGCAAAUAAAAGUACACGAUACUUAGUUAAAUUUGAAUUUCAGAUAUGCAAGGUAUAAUGGUUUAAGUACGAGUAUGUCCCAUGAAAUAUUUGGGACGUAUUUAUGCUUAAAAAUUCGUCACAGUGUAUCUGAAAUUCAAAUUUUACUGGCAUCUUGUACUUUAUCUGGCAACCCUACCUCUGUCCAAACUAAUUCAGGGACUUUAUGAGGUGCAACAAGAAUAAUAUGUGAGCCCUAGCCGGCUUGGCUCAGUGGAUAGAGCGUCAGCCUGCGGACUGAAGGGUCCCAGGUUUGAUUCGGGCCGAGGGCACAUGCCUAGGUUGCAGGCUCGUUCCCCAGUGGGGGGUGUGCAGGAGGCAGCCAAUCAAUGAUUCUCUCUCAUCAUUGAUGUUUCUGUCUCUCUCUCCUUCUCCCUUCCUCUCUGAAAUCAAUAAAGAAAUAUAUUUUUUUUAAAAAAA
Messenger RNA from Myotis daubentonii (Daubenton's bat), 8037 nucleotides. It is a transcript of the gene FBXW2, whose product is annotated as F-box and WD repeat domain containing 2. Gene Ontology annotation, molecular function: protein binding. The record is from RefSeq and is a predicted model, not a curated record. NCBI's taxonomy places the organism in Eukaryota, Metazoa, Chordata, Mammalia, Chiroptera, Vespertilionidae.